This is a messenger RNA of Alosa alosa (allis shad), 3308 nucleotides long. RefSeq names its product neuroligin 4 X-linked a (gene nlgn4xa). Gene Ontology annotation, biological process: chemical synaptic transmission; presynaptic membrane assembly; synaptic vesicle endocytosis. The record is from RefSeq and is a predicted model, not a curated record. Gene Ontology annotation, cellular component: postsynaptic specialization membrane; synapse; cell surface. Gene Ontology annotation, molecular function: signaling receptor activity; neurexin family protein binding. NCBI's taxonomy places the organism in Eukaryota, Metazoa, Chordata, Actinopteri, Clupeiformes, Clupeidae.
UACGGCCUCGGUUCCCUCUCCCCUUCGUCUCUUUUUUUGCGCUCCUCUCUCCUUCUUUCUCUGUCUAUGAAGGCAGUCAGCCUCUGUGCCGUCCACAGGCACUCUGCUGCGACCAGAGUACAUUACUUGAUUGUAUGUAGGUCAUAUACGAGUGGGAUGCUAUCGCCGCACUUCUGAGCUGAAAUUUCGUGGUGUCUUUUAUGUCGUUUGGGCUGUGAGAUCGCGUUUGGAUUGUACCAGGGCAACAGACGGGAGUUUUAUUUCGCCUGGCGUGGUGUGUGUGCGCGUAUGUGUGUAUAUGAGCGAGUGAGUGAGUGAGUGUGUGUUUGUGUGUGUGUGUGUGCUUUCAGCUCCGACCCAUGAAGUCAGGACUAAAUGAGCAGAGCGACAUGAUGCAGAAACCGCAAAGGUCUGCGUGUUGACCUGGAGGUGUUUGGACACUGGAUGAGACGGACAUCCACACACUCGCUCUUCUCUGUGGAGUAACACCCCGACACACACACACACACCCUGAGCUCCGCCCACCUGGAAUGGGGGGUGUCAGAAUCUGGAAUCUGAUUGGUGGGAGCAUCUGUCCACUGGACAUCACAGCCUGAGAGGGAGGGGCUUCACACACAGGGAGGACCUAAGCCACGUCCAGCUCUGCUGACCUCACUGCUGGACCAUGUCGAGAUCAGGGGAGUUGCCGUGGAUACCGUCAACGUCGGUUGCCCCGGCGACCGGCGUGCACCUGUUGGUGUGGUGCGUUGCGGCGGCGGCGACGUGGUUGUCGUCAACGGCGACGGCCCAGCAGCACCCUAUCGUUACCACAAACUACGGCAAGCUGCGGGGGCAAAAAACCGCGUUGCCCAACGAGAUCCUGGGCCCCGUGGAGCAGUACCUGGGCAUCCCCUACGCACUGCCCCCUACUGGCGAGCACCGCUUCCAGCCGCCCGAGCCGCCCCUGUCCUGGCCCGGCAUCCGCAACGCCACACAGUUUGCCCCCGUCUGUCCGCAGUUCCUGGAGGACCGCUUCCUCCUCAACGACAUGCUGCCCGUGUGGUUCACCGCCAACCUGGACACGGUGGUCACCUACGUGCAGGACCAGAGCGAGGACUGCCUGUACCUCAACAUCUACGUACCCACAGAGGACGUAGGAGGCAACACUUACAAUCCCAGCCAUGAGUUCACCAGUAAUGAUGGUGGAGAAGAUGAAGACAUCCACGAUGAGAAUGGAUUACGUCCGGUGAUGGUGUACAUCCACGGUGGCUCGUAUAUGGAGGGCACUGGGAACAUGAUUGACGGCAGCAUCCUCGCCAGCUACGGAAACGUCAUCGUGGUCACCAUCAACUACCGGCUGGGCGUGCUCGGGUUCCUGAGUACUGGUGACCAGGCCGCCAAGGGGAACUACGGGCUGCUGGACCAGAUCCAGGCGCUCAGGUGGAUCAAAGAGAACAUCCAGGCCUUCAAAGGAGACCCCAAGAGAGUGACCAUCUUCGGGUCCGGCGCCGGAGCCUCCUGCGUCAGCCUGCUCACACUGUCACACUACUCAGAGGACUUGUUCCAGAAGGCCAUCAUUCAGAGUGGCACGGCUCUGUCCAGCUGGGCGGUCAACUACCAGCCUGCCAAGUACACGCGCAUGCUGGCGGAGAAAGUGGGCUGCAACAUGCUGGACACCAUCGACCUGGUCGAGUGUCUGCAGAACAAGAACUACAAGGAGCUCAUCGAGCAAUUACAUCCUGGAGCCAAAUUACCACAUCGCCCGGACCCGGUCAGCCAGCCAGCGUCAUCCCGGCUUGACCAUAGAUCCUCGCUCAUGGAGCAGAGGCCCGAGUUCCUCAACUACGACAUCAUGCUGGGCGUCAACCAGGGCGAGGGCUUCAAGUUCGUGGACGGCAUCGUGGACAGCGGGGCCGGGCGAUCUCGACCAUGACCCGACUCCGCCCGUCUCGGACCAUUGGACCACCUGUGGCUACCGGAGGCAAGGACCGCUCUUCUUGAGACCAUCAGGUUCAUGUAUGCGGACUGGUGGGACAAGGAGAACCCAGGGCCUUGGCGCAAGGCGGGGUGGCUCUUCACUGACCACCGGUGGGGGCCGGUGGUGGCCACCUGUGACCUGCAUGCUCGAUGCUCGCCCACCUACUUCUUCUACCACACUGCCAGGCGAGAGAUGAAGCCCAGCUGGCUAGGACUCGCUGCCAAUGACAGUGCCCCGUCUUUGGCAUCCCCCAUGAUCGGACCCACCGACCUCUUCAGCUACAACUUCUCAAGAACAGCGUCCAUGCUCGCUGUGGUCAUGACCUACUGGAUCUUCGCCAAGACCGGAGACCCAAACCAGCCGGUUCCCCAGGACACCAAGUUCAUCCACACCAAACCCAACCGCUUUGAGGAGGUGGCCUGGUCCAAGUACAACCCCAAGGACCAGCUGUACCUGCACAUCGGCCUGAAGCCGCGCGUGCGCGACCACUACCGCGCCACCAAGGUGGCCUUCUGGCUCGAGCUGGUCCCGCACCUGCACAACAUCAACGAGCUCUUCCAGUAUGUCUCCACGACGACCAAGAUCCCGCCACAGGACACCACGCCGUACCCCUACACCAAGCGCCUGGGCAAGAACUGGCCGUCCACCACACGCCAUCCCGGCGUCCCUCCGGCCAACACCAAGCAGAGCACCGACAAACGCCAGGCCGGCGACCUGGGCGACGAGUCCUCCGUGGUCAUCGAGAAGCGCGACUACUCGACGGAGCUGAGCGUCACCAUCGCAGUGGGCGCCUCGCUCCUCUUCCUCAACAUCCUGGCCUUCGCCGCGCUCUACUACAAGAAGGACAAGCGGCGCCACGAGUCCAACCGGCGUGGACUGAGCCCCCAGGGCCACGGGGGCGGGCGGCCGGGCGGCGGCGUCGGCAUCGGCUCGGGCUCGGCUCCGCCUGGCUCGGCGACCAGCGUGGCCAACGACGUGGGGCACCUGCCCAGCGAGGAGCUGAUGUCGUCGCUGCAGAUGAAGCAUCAGCUGGACGAGCAUGACCACGAGCACCAGCAGCAGCACCACCACGACUGCGACUCGCUGCAGGCCCACGACACCCUGCGGCUGACCUGCCCGCCCGACUACACGCUCACCCUGCGGCGCUCGCCCGACGACAUGCCCCUCAUGACGCCCAGCACCAUCACCAUGAUCCCCAACUCGCUGGCCGCCAUGCAGCCGCUGCACAACUUCAACGCGUUCGGCGGCAGCCAGAACAGCACCAACCUGCCCCACGGUCACUCCACCACCCGCGUAUAGGAUAUGAGCACGCCGAGGGUGGAGGUGGGGGGUUAAGGGCGAUACUGCCCCA